GCCUUUGGUGGUAAACGGUCUGAGGAGUCAGAGAAGAUCAUUGAAGAAAUGAGAAACAGGGAGUGGGGUUUGCUGCUCAUGGACGAGGUGCAUGUGGUUCCGGCCCAAAUGUUUAGGAAAGUCAUCAGCAUCACAAAAUCUCAUUGCAAGCUAGGACUUACAGCAACCCUUGUGAGAGAAGACGAAAAGAUUACAGAUUUGAACUUCCUCAUUGGCCCGAAGCUAUAUGAAGCCAAUUGGCUAGAUUUAGUUAAAGGAGGCUUCAUUGCAAAUGUUCUGUGUGCUGAAGUAUGGUGUCCUAUGACCAGAGAGUUCUUUGCAGAAUAUCUCAAGAAAGAGAACUCCAAGAAAAAACAGGCUCUUUAUGUAAUGAACCCUAACAAGUUCAGAGCCUGUGAGUUUCUUAUUCGUUUCCAUGAACAACAACGUGGGGAUAAAAUCAUUGUCUUCGCAGACAAUCUUUUUGCACUUACUGAAUAUGCAAUGAAACUUCGCAAACCGAUGAUUUAUGGUGCAACCAGCCAUAUCGAACGAACCAAAAUUCUAGAGGCGUUUAAAACCAGUAAAGACGUGAACACAGUCUUCUUGUCAAAGGUUGGUGAUAACUCCAUAGAUAUCCCUGAAGCUAAUGUGAUUAUCCAGAUUUCGUCACAUGCUGGUUCUAGACGUCAAGAGGCUCAGCGUUUGGGUCGUAUUCUUAGGGCCAAGGGUAAAAUUGAAGAUAGAAUGGCUGGUGGAAAAGAAGAGUACAAUGCAUUCUUCUACUCACUUGUUUCUACAGAUACGCAGGAAAUGUAUUAUUCAACGAAAAGACAGCAGUUCUUGAUCGACCAAGGUUAUAGCUUUAAAGUUAUAACAAGUCUUCCACCACCUGAUGCUGGUUCAAGCUUAAGCUACAACAGUCAAGAAGAACAGUUAUCCCUUCUCGCAAAGGUGUUGAACGCUGGAGACGAUUUGGUUGGCUUAGAGCAACUGGAAGAAGAUAUAGACGGAAAGGCCCUGCAAGCUACGAGACGAAGCAGGGGAGUGAUGAGUGUAAUGUCAGGUGCAAAAGGACUUGUGUAUCAGGAAUUCAACUCUGGCCAUCACAAAUCUUCUGGUCAACAAUUCAAGAAACCUAAAGACCCUACAAAACGACACCAGCUCUUCAAGACACGAUAACGGUUACGUUUAGCCUAACACACACAUGUUCAUUUCUUUGCUUGUUACACGGGCAGAGUUAGGAAUUAACUUUGAGGAUGUGUAGAAUUAGAAGAAGCAACUCUUUGUAUGCAUCAAUUGUUCAUUUCUCCAUUGAUUUUACAACAUGUUGCAAUUUCAUCAUAUAUUUGAGAGUAACCACCUUAAACUCA
This is a messenger RNA of Brassica napus (rape), 1352 nucleotides long. Its product is annotated as general transcription and DNA repair factor IIH helicase subunit XPB1-like. The transcript has 8 exons. NCBI's taxonomy places the organism in Eukaryota, Viridiplantae, Streptophyta, Magnoliopsida, Brassicales, Brassicaceae. The coding region runs from base 49 to 1161 and encodes 370 amino acids. Gene Ontology annotation, cellular component: transcription factor TFIIH holo complex; transcription preinitiation complex; nucleotide-excision repair factor 3 complex. The record is from RefSeq and is a predicted model, not a curated record. Gene Ontology annotation, molecular function: 3'-5' DNA helicase activity. Gene Ontology annotation, biological process: nucleotide-excision repair; transcription initiation at RNA polymerase II promoter.